AUGACCAUCUCCCGCCCGCUCGUGUCCUCUCCCCUCGCCGCCCCGCCGUCACAGGGCGCGCUCCCCUCUGGUCGCCCGACGCCGAAACGCAACAGCUCGUUCGGCACGUCGCGUCCAUUGCGGCCAUUCCCAUCCAUCUCGACCGCGGUCAAGAAGCCGAGCGUAAAGCUCAUUCAGCCGCCGAAGAACCAGCGCAACCAGUUCACGCUCGACCUCACCCAAGCCGAAUUCAACCGGCAGGAGUGA
Messenger RNA from Schizophyllum commune H4-8, 246 nucleotides. RefSeq lists its product as uncharacterized. The coding region runs from base 1 to 246 and encodes 81 amino acids. The record is from RefSeq and is a predicted model, not a curated record. Lineage: Eukaryota; Fungi; Basidiomycota; Agaricomycetes; Agaricales; Schizophyllaceae. The transcript has a single exon.